AUGUAGGAAGAUAACAGCAGAACGCCACAACCAACAUGGCUACGAAGGGCGUUCGCCAUGCAGUGACGUCAUCGGUGUGCGCCAGCCCGAAUACUGCCAAACAGGCCACGGACGGGGUUCUCCACGUGAGAGGAGCUGGGACGAGUACUUGAGAUACUGACGUAGUGAAUACAUCAUCACUGAUUUCAAUUUUCGACAAUGGGUAAAAAAGGAAAAGUUGGAAAGAGUCGGAAGGAUAAAUUCUAUCAUCUAGCAAAAGAGACAGGGUACCGGUCCCGUUCGGCUUUUAAGCUCAUUCAACUUAACAGAAAAUUUCAGUUCCUGCAGAGAGCUCGUGCACUUGUUGAUCUCUGUGCUGCCCCAGGAGGCUGGCUCCAGGUUUCCUCAAAGUUUAUGCCGGUUUCCAGUCUUAUAAUUGGGAUUGAUCUGGUGCCUAUUAAACCAAUUCCCAAUGUUGUGACCUUACAGGAGGAUAUAACCAGUGAUUCCUGUAGACAGGCAUUGAAGAAGCAGCUGCAGACAUGGAAAGCAGAUGUGGUACUGAAUGACGGAGCACCAAAUGUGGGUGCCAACUGGGCACAUGAUGCAUUCUCACAAGUGAGCCUGUCUCUUAUGGCGCUCCGGCUGGCCUGCGACUGUCUCUCAAGAGGAGGUUGGUUCAUUACAAAGAUAUUCCGCUCCGCUGAUUAUCAAUCCCUACUUUGGAUCCUGAAGAAUUUCUUUAAGAAGGUGAACUCCACAAAGCCCCAGGCAUCUCGUAGCGAGAGUGCUGAGAUCUUUGUCGUGUGUCAAGGAUAUUUGGCUCCUGAUAAAAUAGACAGUCGGUUCUUCGACCCUAAAUUUGCUUUCAAGAAUGUAGAAAGUCCUGUGCAAACAGUAUCACAGCUAAUAUCUCAUAAGAAGCCCAAGGCUGAAGGAUAUACGGAGGGUUCUCUUUAUCAGCGAGCGUCGGCUGUUGAGUUCAUAAAAGCUCCAAAUCCUGUGGACUUUCUUUCUAAGAUCAGUGAGAUUGUCAUAGAUAAUCCGGAUUUUGAGAAACAUCCAGCCACCACUACUGAUCUCAGAGAAUGCUGCAAAGACAUCAAAGUGUUGGGACGUAAGGAGCUGAGGUCGCUCUUGAGCUGGAGAUCCAAACUACGCAGACAUAUCGCAAGGAAAUUGAAAGAAGAAUCCAAAGAUACAGUAGUAGAGAUAAACCUCAGCUCUGAUGAAGAGAAGGAGGACUCUGAGGCGGAAGAAUAUGCAGAGGAAGAUGAGAAUGAGAUACUGGACAGAAAGCUGACAGAAGUGAAGGCUGAAGAGCUGGCUGCACUCAAAAGGAAGAAGAAGCAGUUGCUGAAAGUUCAGCGUCGUCAGAGGUUAAGGAUGGAACUAAAGAUGGAUCUUCCAGGGGUUUCCAUUGCUGAUGACGGAGACACUGGCAUGUUUUCCUUAAAAACAAUUGGCAAAAAUGAGCUAUUACAGACACUGGUCCAUGGGGACAUGUCCGUUGCAGACGCCCUUGUAUCUGACCAUCCGCAUAGCGAUGGAGAUAUCUUCCUCUCCGAUAACGAGAGCAUGGAAGACGAUGAAAUAUCGCUCGCCAGUGACCUGGAUGAGGAGGACAUGUAUGAACUGAGAGAACAGGAAAAGAAGUUGCAGCGUAAAAGGGAUCCAGUAUCUGUUCCGAGCGCACCCACUGAUGAGGAGGUGUCCAACCCUCUGCUAUUAACCCUGGAAGAAAAAUCAGAGCGUGAACAAAUAGAUAAGAAUCUGUGGUUUGGAAAGGGCAUCUUCUCCUCUGUGCUGCAUUCUGAUGCAGAUGAGGAGAUGGAAAUUAAGCAGACCAAGAUUUUACAGGAGACCAAAAUAGGGAAAAAGCCAAAGGGGAAGAACAAGAAAAAUGAGAAAACCAUCCAAUCAGCCCAAAACACUGAAGAAACUAUUUCAGAGACGAGCCCCAAACAAGCAUCUGGUCGUCCUACAGGCUCUGAUGCGUCUAACCGGCCUCCCACCAUCGUAGACUCCAGUGACUCUGACAGCAGUGAGGAUGAGACGGAUAUUAAAUCGAUGAAGAGAAAGCUAGGAAAAAAAACGGACGAGGAGAAAGACGAAUUUGAAGUGGUUCCAGUAGAACGGGCAGUUAAGCGAUCUCGUGUUUUGGACCCAGAAGGUCUUUGUCUUGGAACAGUCAUUGCCACAUCUAAGAAAGCUACUCGGGAACUGAUAGACAAGUCUUUUAACAAGCGUUCCUUCAAUGAAAAUGAAGAUGAGCUCCCAGAUUGGUUUGCUUUAGAGGAACGGAAACAUAGGAUUGUUCAGAUUCCUGUAGACCGCCAAAUGAUGGAUGAAUAUCGCAAGAGGCAGCAGGAGCUCAAUGCUCGACCAAUCAAGAAAGUGGCGGAAGCAAAGGCCCGAAAACGGAGAAGGAUGUUAAAAAAGAUGGAACAAGCCAAGAAAAAAGCAGAAGCUGUAGUCAACACCAUUGAUAUCUCAGAGAGAGAAAAAAACGCUCAGCUGCGGGGUAUAUAUAAGAAAGCCGGCCUGGGGAAAGAGAAGCGCCAAGUUACGAUUGUGGUAGCCAAAAAAGGCGCUGGGCGUAAAGUUCGUCGCCCAGCUGGAGUCAAAGGCCAGUUCAAGGUUGUGGAUGGGAGGAUGAAGAAGGACAUCAGAGGACAACGCAGGAAAAAGUAGUCACAUAUAGAAGCCAGAGUUGCAUAAACAUGUACCUAAUGUACAGAUACCAAAUCCAUUUUUAUAUCAAAUUCUAUCAGAUCCCCGCAGCAGCUGCAUCUGCUGCUGUACUUUUGUCUCUGCAUAAAGAGGAUCUUUCCAGCAUCUCAGAGUACUUUGGUUUGUAUCACUCAGUUUUUCAAUGGAGAGUGCCGAGUUUGACUGUUUCAGUUUCUUACAGUAGUAAUGAAUUUUAAGAAUAAAUAAAUGUGAAAAUAUA
This is a messenger RNA of Pseudophryne corroboree (corroboree frog), 2932 nucleotides long. RefSeq names its product FtsJ RNA 2'-O-methyltransferase 3 (gene FTSJ3). Gene Ontology annotation, cellular component: preribosome, large subunit precursor; nucleus; nucleolus. NCBI's taxonomy places the organism in Eukaryota, Metazoa, Chordata, Amphibia, Anura, Myobatrachidae. The record is from RefSeq and is a predicted model, not a curated record. Gene Ontology annotation, biological process: maturation of LSU-rRNA from tricistronic rRNA transcript (SSU-rRNA, 5.8S rRNA, LSU-rRNA); maturation of 5.8S rRNA from tricistronic rRNA transcript (SSU-rRNA, 5.8S rRNA, LSU-rRNA); rRNA methylation. Bases 199 to 2673 code for a protein of 824 amino acids. Gene Ontology annotation, molecular function: rRNA (uridine-2'-O-ribose)-methyltransferase activity; rRNA (guanine) methyltransferase activity. The transcript is spliced from 22 exons.